GAGGCGUGCCACCGCGUCCGGAUCCGCCCUGAUGCCCGAGUGACAGCGUUGACAAGAUGGCGGAGAGCAAGGCAGCGAAAUGAGGAUGACAACACAUUCUUAUUAGUUGCGACCAAUGGCAGUACGAUUGUUUUAGUAGCUUAUAAUCGUGUAGUCACAGAGUGCAGGCCAACUAAAUCCAUUUUGGCCAGAGAGCGGCGGCGAGUCGUUGUGCAAAUGUUCCCAGUAACCUACUGUGUUCUGUUGGGGAAAUCCUUUGGCGCAAGGAUCACAGCCAAGCAACUCUGCUGACAAUUUAGCUUGCCAGCUAGCUAUCUUGCUAGCUUCCAAACAUAGCUCCCUAGCGGACGUAGCUAGCUAGCUAAUGUUGUAAGCUAGCUACGUUGGUAAAGCCAAUGCACUUGUAAAAAGAUUAUGACUGCGGACAAAAGAACGGUCUGUUGCAGAUACAUGCUUGCAUCGGGAAAACGGCGUCUGGUGUUGAUAAUUUGAACAGAUAGAAUCUCAGUAUACUUUGUUCGGACUGGGCUUGAAACAAGUUUGUUUGCAAGGUUAGCACAGGAAAGAAGCCUGAAGUGCAGUGCUCCGAUGAGGCAUUUUGCUGACUACCGGAGUUCGGACCAGGUGGAUGUUUAUAAACAGCGCUGACUAACGUUAGCCAAGUUUGCUAAAGACCUUUCGUACUCACAACACGGACAUUUGCGGACCUCGGAGUUCUUUGGAAUUGUUCUCUCUCGUGUAUUAGGUGGUUCAGAGCAAACGUUCUUAGUUAUUAAAGUUGCCUGGCAUCAUGGCUCACUCCCCGGUUCAAGGCAGUUUGCCGGGGAUGCAGAGUCUGAGGGCCGACCCUGAGGAGUUCUUCACCAAGCUGGAGCGGAUCGGCAAGGGCUCGUUCGGCGAGGUCUUCAAAGGCAUCGACAAUCGCACCCAGAAGGUGGUGGCCAUCAAGAUCAUCGACCUGGAGGAGGCCGAGGACGAGAUCGAGGACAUCCAGCAGGAGAUCACCGUGCUCAGCCAGUGCGACAGCCCCUUCGUCACCAAAUACUACGGCUCUUACCUGAAAGACACAAAGCUAUGGAUCAUCAUGGAGUACCUGGGCGGCGGCUCUGCCCUGGACUUGAUGGAGCCAGGGUUGCUGGAUGAGACACAGAUUGCCACAAUCCUCAGAGAAAUCCUAAAGGGGCUGGAGUACCUACAUUCUGAGAAGAAGAUACACAGAGAUAUCAAAGCGGCGAACGUGCUGCUGUCAGAGCAGGGUGAGGUCAAGCUGGCCGACUUCGGCGUGGCUGGGCAGUUGACCGACACGCAGAUCAAGAGGAACACCUUUGUGGGCACGCCCUUCUGGAUGGCCCCUGAGGUCAUCAAGCAGUCCGCCUACGACUCCAAGGCAGACAUCUGGUCCCUGGGCAUCACCGCCAUCGAGCUGGCCAAAGGAGAGCCUCCGCACUCGGACCUCCACCCCAUGAAGGUGCUGUUCCUCAUCCCAAAGAACAACCCCCCAACGCUGGAGGGCAGCUACAGCAAGCCCCUCAAAGAGUUUGUGGAGGCCUGCCUCAACAAAGAGCCCAGUUUCAGGCCCACAGCCAAAGAGCUUCUAAAGCAUAAGCUGAUAGUUCGCCACGCGAAGAAGACCUCGUACCUAACAGAACUGAUUGACCGAUACAAGCGCUGGAAGGCCGAGCAGUCCAGAGAGGAGUCCAGCUCAGACGAGUCCGACUCGGAGCAGGAUGGCCAGGCGUCAGGAGGCAGUGGCUUUGGGAGUGAUGACUGGAUCUUCACUAUCCGGGAGAAGGACCCCAAGAAGCUGCAGAACGGAUCCAGCCAGGCCGGGGCUCCUGAGGAGGAGAACGUUCCCAAAAGGCCUCUAUCUCAGAGCUUGUCCACCAUCAUAUCUCCUGCUUUCGCUGAGCUGCAGGACAGAGGUGACACGUCUGUGAAGCCCGAAUCUCUGGAGGAGCUGAGGGCGGCCAUCUUCUUGGCUGAGGAGGCGUGUCCCGGAAUCUCAGACACCAUGGUGUCGCAGCUCAUUCAGAGGCUGCAGAGGUUUUCUAGACCAAGAACAUCAUCAUCUUCUCGCCCCUGAUUGGUGUUCAGGACCUGUCCAUCACUGCAUCAUACCGCCCCCCCUCUAAAUUAACCAAUGAGAUGCCAGAUGACUCAUUUAAGUAUCUCUGGGGGGACCACUGGUGAUUCAGUCGCUGAAAGAGAAACGUCAGACCCUCACUAGCUUUUCAUUUCCUUCUUCCUUCUAGUUUGAAAUGUGGGUUCAGAUGUGUGUGUGUGUGUGGGUGGGUGUGUGUGUGAGUUAGAGAGCUGGAAAGUUAUAUCUUUGCCCACACUGCUUGUACUCACAGCAUCUAUAGAGAGAGAGAGAGAGAGAGAGAGAGAGUGUGUGUGUGUGUGUAUGUAUGGUUGGCGGUGUAACAAGGAGAAAGAAAAAAAUGCAUCUGUAAAACUUGUGUGAUUCUCUCACACUAAAGAAUCUCAAGUUGCACGCUCCCAUUCAGGAAAGAAAACUCACACGUGCACACACACAUACACACAGACAUACACACACACACACACCUCCAAGCCUUUGAGAGCAUGCCUGGUUCAGAGAGGAUAGGACUGCAUGAGUGUGUGCCCUGUGAGUGUGUGCUUGAGUGUGUGAGCGCAUGGACUUGGCCACCCCCCUUAUGCUAUCGAGAUUACAGCAUUCUCACUGAAAACUCAGGUAACCUGCAUUGAGCGGACAAGUCAUCCAGGGGGACAGGGGGCGCUGUGUUUUUGGAUUCGUGUAUAAAUCUGUAUAUAGGCUCAGUUUUACAGAGGUUUAAAGACAAAUGAUGGAUUUUUUGUUUUGUUUUUUUUCCUUUUUUUUUGCAAAAAUGAGUCACUGUACAGAUGGCAGAGUGCUUCUGUAGAUAUUGUUAGUAAAAGAAGAAGAGAAAGAUGAAUAUUUAAAAAAUAAUUACGUCACUUGAAUGGCCAUUACUGAAAUUGCCUUGCCUUUUUAUCAAAAUGUACAUUUUUUUGGUGUUCAUUUAAUUUUAAUAAAAAUUUUAAAUGAGA
Alosa alosa (allis shad) is the source of this 3051-nucleotide messenger RNA. RefSeq names its product serine/threonine kinase 24b (STE20 homolog, yeast) (gene stk24b). Gene Ontology annotation, molecular function: protein kinase activity; ATP binding. The transcript is spliced from 11 exons. Gene Ontology annotation, biological process: protein phosphorylation. Lineage: Eukaryota; Metazoa; Chordata; Actinopteri; Clupeiformes; Clupeidae. The record is from RefSeq and is a predicted model, not a curated record. The coding region runs from base 791 to 2083 and encodes 430 amino acids.